Messenger RNA from Trametes versicolor FP-101664 SS1, 4455 nucleotides. RefSeq lists its product as uncharacterized. The record is from RefSeq and is a predicted model, not a curated record. The transcript has 12 exons. Lineage: Eukaryota; Fungi; Basidiomycota; Agaricomycetes; Polyporales; Polyporaceae. Gene Ontology annotation, biological process: nucleobase-containing compound metabolic process. Bases 1 to 4455 code for a protein of 1484 amino acids. Gene Ontology annotation, molecular function: 3'-5' exonuclease activity; nucleic acid binding.
AUGAAUCGCCAGUCGCCUGGAGAACAACCGAAACGACGCCCGGGUCGCCCGAAGGGCUCAAAGAACAAGCCAAGUGCGAAGAAUGUCGGACGUCCGCGGAAAGACGGGCAACCACCGCAGAAGCGUGUUCGUACAACGCAGGAGGAGCAGCGUCUUGCUAAUAUGCUGCAUGUCUCGGAAGAAGCGGACAAUGCGACCACGUCUGCGGCUGUCACAGAGUCACUGGAGGAUGAGGAUAAUGAGGACAACAGAACAUCAAGCUUCUUGGAACGCCGGGCAUCAUCUGCGCCCGUUCGGCCCACCGCCACCGUUGCUGUUAGCACGGCGGCGCCAGCAGCUGCCACAUCAAGUGCGCUCGUCUACGCCAGCACGGAGACUCCUGCAGAUGCGGCGAUCCCGCCGUUGACUCAGGUUGCGGCUACGACAGUGGUAGAUUUGCCUGAAUGGUAUGCGAAGGCCCAGGAUAAUCCAUAUGGCUCCGACAUUGCACUCGCCGAGCCACUCUACACUAUCGGAGGCGAGUUUGACGACAGCGAUGAUCGGUCAUAUGUUGCCGCAGACGAAGACGACCUCGACGAUGAAUUUCGUGCGUGUGGAGAUGACGAUGCCGAAGACGACUUUGCACCUCCAACGACCGAGGUACAGGGAAAGGCGGGCGAGGGAAGCAACACCGGGACGACUUCGACAUUGCCAGCCAGCCGUCCGACGACCUCGCGCUCGAGCAUGCCAAUAUGGCUUGCAAACGAGUAUGCCCUGGUCCGUGAUAAGCUGAAAGGCGAGAUUGCGGCCGGGACAACGAAGUCGUCCAUCGGUGGACCCAGCAGUCUUCUACCGCCCACGGUGGCCGCCGGGCGGCGUACUACCGAUGGCAAGGUGGUCUUCUUGCAGCAGCUAGGCUGGGUAGACAAGCCUCGUCGGGUCGUCGAUAUCGACCACUGCGAAUACAUCAUAGGGUAUCGCUACCGGUGCGGCAACAGGGAGUGUCGCCACACCUACCGCAGUUGGAGCCCGGCGAUCCUUGAUGUGCUCCCCGAGUCGCUUGCAAUGCAGUUCACCUUCCGGCUCACCUACCGAAGCGGCCUCACGGACCGUCUCACAGGCCUUCUUCGUGACAUGUUCCGUGUCGGCAUUGGAGCAGAGACAUUCACAUCUGUUGUCCAGUCACACCAUUACCGCCGCUACGACCAGCUGCAUUUGCAAUACCUCGAGCUAGUACGGGAACGUCGAGAAGGGAACAUGAGCAAGUUUCUCGCCAAGGUUGCUCCUUUUAGCUCGUUCUCUGACCGCGCGGGCUAUGCGGGCUUUGUGCCAUCAUCAAUGUACUUCCGCAAGUUCUACGAUACACUCAUCGAAUCGUGGGCGCCGCAAAUUCAGCAACAUACGGCUAUGUUGUCAGCGGAGAUCCUCUCUGCAAUGAAGCGCCUCGCCCGCGUUCAUGGAGUGUCCGUAUUCCCGGGACUCCAUUCAACCGUGAACGAGUACGGUGAGAUUCGUGCCAUGGCGUUGUCUGCGUCGAAGGCCCACGAUCAGUACAUCCCAAUUCUGAGCAAGAUACCGACAUCGUUGCGGCUCUUCGGACAUCGCCCCACGCAAUGCAUCUUCACAGAUAACGUCCGCGCUGACAAGCUACAGCUUGAAGCCGCCUUUCCCUCUCUCCGUGAUGGCGUCUCCCCCAUACCCACCCUCUCAGACCUGCCACCGCUCGCUCUUCCCCCCGGGUGGACCUCGGCCAUCCUUUCCACCGUACAGCAAGUUAAUCUACGCUUCAACAUCAUCAUGAACCAUCGCACGAGCGAUUCACUGGCCACCGUCGCGUUUGACAUGGAGUGGCCUGUAGAUACGUCUAAUGGUAUACACGGCCGUGUCGCCCUAAUCCAGAUUGCAUAUCAACAAUCCAUAUAUCUUAUUCAGACAUCUUCUUUCAUAGAGGACGGGAAAAUCCGACUUCCCUCCUCCCUUCUGACAUUCUUGCGCUCGCCCCUGUACCGCAAGGUGGGCGUCAACAUCGGCGCGGACUUCAAGAAGCUCUUUGCCGACUGCGGCUUCUCUCUCGGCGACCCUGUGUUUGCAGGACAUGUAGAACUAGGAGCACUCGCAGUUUCACGGAACGCGGCCAUGCGCAGAGGCGUCGGUCUGGCAGACCUUGUCAGGAAUGUGCUCCGCCGCUCGCUGAACAAGGAUCCCAACAUCCGAGUCAGCACACGCUGGGCGGACCGCGAGCUGCUCCCCGACUUCGUUGCAUACGCUGCCCUGGACGUCUAUGCAGUCUGGGCUGUGUAUGCCAUACUAGGAACCAUGGAGACUGCUCAGCUCGUCACCACCGAUUCCCCAGGAGGUAGUCCUGUAACGCUCUAUGCGUCUGACGGCCGGGAAGUCGCCUCCGGAAUCAUAGCUCUCGACCGAGUCGACCAGCUGAAUGGGAUCAAGGUGACCCCAGCGCGGACUCUAAUUACAGUGUCCUCUGUGCGCGUACCUGGCUAUAUGCACCCUCCAAGUCUAUCUCCUUCCCACUCCGCAACCGCGCUCUCUGCAUUUGGAAGCCCGCCCUUCCAACUUGUCGUCUUCUCACGGAUGCUCCGGACUGCCCCUGCUUCCCCGGACGUGGUCUCGGCUCACGCUCGUCAAGCUUCGGAUCUGGGACCACCGUCCGAGUCAAAUCCUCUCCCUGUCCCACCGCCCACAUCGACCGGUCCCCCGCCGACGGUUUCUAACACGUCAACGCUAUCUCGAGCUGCGGCUGAUUUGACAAAUGCAACGUCUACCUCCAAGGCUAUCCCUUGUGCCGCACAGUCAGAACCGCCAACUCCCGGUGCCACUGCCACAAACGAGUCCGUGAUCAAUACUGGCCUCCUCGACUCCCUCAAUCUCUCUGACCCUCUCCCGUUGUUGUGCUCCUGCAACUCCGAUGCUGACGCCUGCGAUGCAUCGUCCGGGGAUCACGCGCAGAAGGAACAAUCUGUUGAAGAGUCUCUGACAGAUCCAGAUGCGGAGGCGGCGCUCCGAGUGCUUCUUGCGCAGUACGACGAGCUUGACAGCGCUACCCUUCAGGCAACACGCUCUCGUGUUCUGGGCGACAUUUUCCACCUACAUCAUCAGUUCCCCAUAUCGCAGCAUCAUGGAUUGCGGCGCCCCUUCUCGCGUGCUCUCAGUGCGGCGCUCUUCAUUCCGGACCGCGAGGACAAGGCAGCUGUCGAAGCUGUUCUCAAGCAGCGUGGUUUGUCAUAUAACUCGAAGAUCCUUUCAGAUCCUGCAUGGGUCCUCCGCCGUGUCCGCCGCUAUGUCCCCCCUCCGGAGAUUCUCCUUCCCCGGGUGACGGCGGUGAUCAAGACAUAUGGUGCGCUCAAGGACUCCGUCACCGGGCAGCCACUGUUCAACCAGCGGGCUUGGGAUAUUUCGGCCAACAUCCUCGAGAACGUUCGUAUGGGCUACUACUCCGAUCCGCCCGGUUUACAGCUCUUCUACCAAAUCGGACAGGACAAGUACGGGCUCACAUUGUACCGCUGCUGCCGUGGAACCAACGACGUUGAGGGGGGUGUCCAUCAGAACUUGAUACGUCGCUUCACGUCGUUCAACAUCUCCCCUCGCCACGCCGUCGGCACGCUCAAUCGCACCGGGCGCAAAUAUCUCGGUCAUUUCGACAUCCCACUGAAGAACCGGACUGCUCGCAUACUCGACACUCUCGCAGCUGCAGAGACAUUCAGUUCUCAAGUCCGGCAUCUGCGCAGUGGCUGGGUUAACGGCGACGACUACACCCGUGCUGAUGAGGUGUUUGGUAUCUUGCGGUUUGAUGAGAACACGCAGCAGCGGCUGGGGAUGCUGCCAUACAGUCCCGAUUUUGUCCGGGACACCCGCCCUCGUCACGCCUACCUCAGCGAGAGACAAGGUACCCGCUUUGCAGUCUUACCAGUGCACUCGCGCGACGAGCGGGACUUGUUCCACCUCCUCGUUGAGACCGCCACAGUGACUACGGCUGCGACGCAGCCAAACUGGGAGAAGUUGGUGAACGUGUGGGCGGGACAUGCAGACGGGCGAUCCAUAUUCUACAAGCUCCCCGAACAGUUGAAGUCGUACUACAAGACCUGGCUCGACUUCUGCAACGAGAACAACACCGUCGCUCUCAACGUACAAGCUUGCAAGCGAAUUCGCACACUCCUCAAACCUUCUACUCGUACUGCCCGUCCAGUCUCUCCUGUGCACCCGGUUUCUCUUGACAGUGCCAUCGUUGUCUCCCCCGCGCGGCCUUCUCCGGAACCAGACACCGAUCGCUGGAGUAUUCAACAGCUUCUGGCGCGCCAUGAGACGGUCCAAUUCGCUGUCCAGUACCGCUAUGGUGACCGCCCCAGUGUUUCCCCGGCUUUGGCCCUCCGACUAUCCCGGCUGCCCGCCCUCCCCAAAGGAAGCGACGAACAUGCACGCGCUGUCACAGCGAUCAGUGCCCCGGGAGGUGGAAGGUGA